Molecule: messenger RNA, 5193 nt
Organism: Leptidea sinapis
Lineage: Eukaryota; Metazoa; Arthropoda; Insecta; Lepidoptera; Pieridae
Gene: pxb
Exons: 8
Coding region: 413-1837 (474 amino acids)
Source: RefSeq, a predicted model, not a curated record
UCGAGGGAGAGAGUUACGUUCGCCGCUCGGCUAAAACAUCGCGAGUGAGUUCGUUGUUACUAAGAACUCUAUAUUCGUUCGAGUGUGUGGAUUUCUGAACUAAUCUGUUUAUGUGAAAAUGUGGUUUCAGUCAGUGUUUCAAAUGAACGGAUGCGUUAUGAUUAUAUGUAAACAUCAAUGAAAUGGUAAUUUCAGAACUAUAUUAUUUUGACGAGAGUAACAUUUAAUGGAUCGUUUUAAACGGGUAACGAACGGAAGCGAUGAAUGAGGUUUCAGCGAAAUAUUAUUUACAUUUGCCGCGAAAUUGUAUAUUAAUGUACUGAACUUACAAUAUGCGAAGCAGAGCCGGAUCCGCGCCGUAGCGAGCUCGUACUGAAUGACGUCAUUAAACAGAUAGCGAAGAAAUCUGCGUAUGGCCGAAAGAUACAAAAGUGGUCCAAAUAAAGCGUCACAGCACGCUUCUUGGACUGUACAAAAUGUAUGGAAGAAUGCUAAAAAUAAACUUAAGUAUUUUUACGUAGAGAAGAAUGAUGAAAAUGAUCUUAGGUCAGAUUCGAGUAAGACAAUCAAUGAUCAGGUAGCGAAUGAAGAUAAUGAAGACUUCAAUGAUGAUGAAGUCAGACGUAAUGUGUGGAGUGAUGUUGAUGAUGAACUUUACAUAACAGAAGUGAUAAAGCAAAGGACUCCAGAUGUAGUGAAACGUGUCAAACGAAAUAGUUUGAGUGUUAGUGAAUACAGUGAGGUUGUGAAUAGUGUUAAGUUAGAUAAAUUCGACAUGUGGGACUUGGAACCCACGGACUUGACGGAGUGUGAUUGUCUUGGACCACCUCCUGAGUUUCUUCUACCACCACCACCGAGACCGCCGUUUCUCCAGUCUGAAUACUAUUGUGGGGAUGAUCCAAUACCAGACUUGGAAACCUGCGAUAUGGUACCAAAGAUAGAUGCAUACAACCACAGUGGACCCUCUCUGCAGACGUCAGCAGUGAUAGCUCUCUGCUCCAUAGUGCUGGUCAUCGGGAUAUUCAUAGGAGCCAUACUUGUUUGGAAAAAUAAAAGAAAAGUGACAAAUCUACUGCCAUCAAAAUCCACAGCACCUAGUCAGAGUUCCGGAUCACAGAGGAGGGCUCCACCCCCUGCACCACUAUACGAAGAUCUGCAAGACCUACCAAGGAGACCACCUUUGCCGCAGAGGCCAGAUAUGGAACCUCAACUAGAGAUGGUUGAAACGAAACGACCAAACGGUCAGGGUCGCACUGUGUUUGUCUGCGGCGGGAACGGAUCAUGGCGCGGCAAUAACCCAUGCGGGAAUGCUUGCAAUGCUCCCGUCUACGAAGAACUUCCUCACAGAUCAGAUGACUCAGUCCACAGCGAUGACCACUUCGCUGAAGAUGAGCUCAGUCUCGUUGGCGACGUUCCUUGUCGGACUUGUUCCAGGCCGCCACAAUCUCUUCCACAUCGACCUCGGCAGCAACGCUUAGAUCGACGACCAAAAUCCCUAGACAGGAGACGACAUAGAAUGCCGCGACAUGUCCAUCCACCUGAUCCUUCCGAAUUUCACGAAGGAGUUCUAUUGGAUGCUUUGUUAAGGCUGUAUCCUCAAGUGGGCACGAUCGGUGCGAGACCACCGGGGCCAAUGCCUAUAAAUGCAGGUGGAGCUUGGCCUGGUGGGGAGCUUCCUGGAAUCGCCUGUUGGAGGGGUCCACGAGCAUCUCCCAAGCCUCCCAGUGGAGAUUCAUCGUUUGGUUCCGACUCAGGUUACAGCAAUAAUACAUGUGGCACUUGUGGCACAAGAGCUUCAUCCAGACACAGGUUGUCAGCUGAAAUUCAAUUAUCAUAAAUUAGUGAUAUUGGACUUAAGUUUAGGUGAAUAGUUGUGAGACAUUUACCGUGCUGCCAUACUGAGAUUAUAGUGGUUGAAAUAUGAAAGCUACAACUCCCAAAUAAGAUAAUAGAUUGUAAGGGUAAUGAUCGUUCUAUCCUUUCUUAAUUCACGAAAAUUACUAAACUCAGGAGCCAAAUUUACCAAAAUCGAAAUACGAAGUUUCGGUUGACGGAUCGUACAUUUUCCUAUAAUGAAAAUGUUUCGGAUCCGAAGGUCGAUACUAAGUACGCUAUCAGACAUUUUGUCUUUCGAUUACCUUAAUCCCAAAUUCACCUGACAUUUACUUUCUCGUUGUUUGACAUUAUUAUGAUCGUCACUACAACUUUACUUUGGUUGUCUAUGGUUCCGAAACGAAAUUCGGACCCGAAGUACUUUGGUAAUAGGAUUAAAUUCGAAGUUCGUCGUUAUUUCGUUUUGGACCGAAACUUCGGCUUUCGAUUUUGGUAAUAGACCUCCAGAUGCCUGAGGGUUGACAUUAAUAGUAUUUGAACGAACGUGAAUAUGCUUUUGUAUAAAGCGGAAUUAGUUAGACUACUUUUUUAUUAGUAUGAUAACGGAAAGGAAAAAUAAGACUUAAAUUUGAGUUUGAUUUUUACUAAAAUCGUAUUAAGAUGUAAUUCAAGAAUCUACGGGUGAUCAGACAUGUCAAAUUUAGAAACCUUUCAUUAAUCGCUCUUUCUAUCACAAUACAACUGCAACAAAUUGUUUUAAAUAUUAAAAGUAAGGAUUUUAUUGAAACUGUAGUAGUGUAAAGUCUCAAUUUGGCAGUACGAUAAGCAUUUAGUAGUUUUAUUUUCUCGUGGCCUAUUUCUGGUUAACGGCCUCAUGCCUUCUCUAAUGGUUAUAAUGACUAAUAGUAAGUAAUUUAUAAAAUGUAAAAUACAUAACAUAAUUUAUUUGUAUUUGACUUCAAUCUUUUAUGUAAAUUGGUUUCAGAAUUAGAUAUUUUUGUACUAUAUAAUGUGACCAUGCGUAGAUUAGUAUUUCGUCCUUGUAAAUUAUUUCGAACUAGUCCCAAAUAAUUGAAUCUUUGUAAAAAUCGGGUGAGUAAUUCUGUAGAUAUUGUAAAAAGUAGAUCUAAGAUAUUGUAGAAAUUUGAAUUUUGUAAUCAUAUCACGAAUGUUUUAAUUUUGCGUUACGGUAUUUGAUUAUGUAGAAAUUCUCACUGGUGCUAAAAGCAUAUAUACCUAUUUCUGCCGUUCCGAAAGUUACUAUAGGCCUAAAAGACAAUUUUCUAUUUAUGCAUGCACUUUGUAAAAUAUUAGCUUAAUCGUUUUUAUUUAUGAUCUUACGCAAAUCUUUACAUUUAGCAGUUUCACGGCCGCUACGAAUAUUAUUUACAUCUAAAAGAUUUACUGUGGAUUUACCGGCAAAUAAUUUUAAGUUGUCUCAACGGUCAAAUGACCGAUAUUAUGCUGAAUUUAAUAUCGUUUUAUUUAAAACCGUUUUAUCUGUCGUUAUUAUGUUUCCCUUUUUGACUAUCAGUUAUAUUCAGGAGUAAUUUUGUAUUAUAAUCAAUUAUUUUAAAAUCUGGUGAAAUAUUAUGGUGGGAGAUAUAAAUGUGUAGAUAUUUUCAGUGUUUUUGGUACAGUUAUUCAAGCGUUUGACUGCAAUAAUUAUGUUACACAAAUAAAUUUGGAACUAAAUUCGUGUUCCGUGCGAGCGCUUUUCCAACUGAACCAACCGUUCAAGUGACGUAUCGUUGAUAAAUCUUAUGAGUCUUGUUCAACUCUCAGGUUGUGGCUUCAUCUACAAUAUCUAGUUUACAGUUGAUAACACCAAUAAUUGUAUAUUAGGAAAUUGACUUGAGAUGUCGUUCUUUCAAAUCUAAACAGUUUUCUAUUUUAUCAAAGUGAUAAGCCAUACUUCUGAAAUGAAAUUUGAAAACAAAAUUUAUGAACGAUGCGGGAAUAAUUAUGUUACAAUAUUGGGCAUAUAAUUAAAAGAAAAAAAAAUUAUGUUAUUUUAUAGUAUUAUUUGUACGAGUCAUUGCUUUAUGAUUUAAAGAGUAUUAACUGUCCUACAAGGCAGAGUAGCAAUUUUGUAAUUCAUCUUUUUUUAUAACGUUACUAAAAUGGUUGCUUUUAAUAAAGUCAGUAAAAUAACGAGAGUUAAAUCUAAGGUAUGGAUUGUCAUUGAUCAAUUUCACAGUAAUUGUGAAAUUUAAGUACCCGUUGAGGAUAGUAAAAAUAGACAAGACUUCAAAAAACGAUGGAUUAAUAUCUAAAGGGCAUUCAUACUUUCAUUUAUAACAUAAUAUUGAUGAAUAAGAAAAAAGACGAACUUAAAAACAAACCUAAACAUUUAUAAAACACUAGCUGACCCGACAGACGUUGUUCUGUAUAUAAUAAAUAAAAUAAUGUUUUUAUAUGAAUUUGUCAAUAAUAUAUCAAAAUAUGAAAAAUUAUUUCGUAAAAUAUGCACCCUGCUGUCGUAAUGGAAUUGUUUCACAGCAGAACUGUCAAACCGUGCGUCAAUAAAUUCUCUCAUAGAAAUUAUGUAUGGACACAUCAAAGGAAAAACAAAUUUGUUGUUUUUAUUUAAUUUAGCAGCAUUUUCAUAUUUAUUCACCUUUUACACCUAGACUUCCACAUAAUUAAAGACUAAAAUUAUCCAAAUCGGUCCAGCCGUUCUCGUGUUUUAGCGAGACUAACGAACAGCAAUUCAUUUUUAUAUAUGUAGAUAAAGCCCAAAGAAUACACUUUGCAGCGCAUUUCAUACAUAGUUCACAUUUCAUACAAAAGAUGACGGUUAUAGAUAAAUUGAAUAAAUAAUGCUUUCGUUUCUGAUUUAAAUUUUUUGAAGGUAUGAAUUGUCUUAUAAUGAUUUUAAUCUUCCAUAUUUAUUCGAAUAAAACAAAUCUUAUAACUAUAUUUACAAUACUAGGCCUACAUAAAAUUAAAACUAUCAUUACGAGGAAGCGUACCAAGAAUACUGGCAGCAUUACCCCGUUGGAUGUAAUGGAUAAUGUAUUUAUAUGAUUUUAAUAUAUGUAAAAAUAUUGCGCAGAACAUCAUAUUAAGAAUAAAAGAUAGAAAUCGUGAUUUAUUUGUAGUAAUAAUAAAAUAUUUUAUUGCACAGUUUGUACUUACAAUAGGCUUGAUUUUAUUUAUAUUUAAGAUACAUUUAUUACUGUGAACACAUUAUUCUUGUUUUUUUGUUAAUUAUAAAUUAUGGGAUAUUUAUUUUAUUAUGUUUCAUAUUGUAUAGAUGGAAAUUUCACUAUUGUAAUUAAAAUUUCUGGGCGUCAAUUGUCCUAUUUAUGACUAUGAGAAGCACAAUAAAUGAAAAUAAAUACAUUUUUAAUGAAA